Molecule: messenger RNA, 615 nt
Organism: Knipowitschia caucasica
Lineage: Eukaryota; Metazoa; Chordata; Actinopteri; Gobiiformes; Gobiidae
Source: the annotation of a GenBank genome assembly
AUGUGCAGUGCUAGGAACAGCAAAGAUACUGCGCAGAACCCUCAAGCUCCCUGGCCUCUGGUAGAGGACCCGAGCUUAGAGAGGGAUAACCGCCCGCGGAGGGCCAAAGCUGCGGCGAUCCCUCCCACACCACCCCGUCCAGCCGCUCUUCACUUCCGCCCCCUCUGCCGCCCGGCCGGCGGCGCCAACCCCGCGGACUCACCCCCCCUCCCCCCCCCCACGCUCACUCGCACCCCCCGCGAUCCCCCGCCGGCCCUGCCAACCAGCCCUCCCGCAAAUUCCCCUCCCAGCACCGCGCUCCCCCGGGGUGCGGUGGCCCACACCCGUCGGGCGGCGCGCGCACGGCGCGCGGCCUCCCCCUGGCCCCGGCGCCCCCCUUCCUUCGCCUCCGACCCGCCGUUUUCAGCACAGGCGGUCUAUAUCUGGACCACCGGUCCCGCACCACUCAAUCCCCCGCGCCUCCCGCCCCGGUCCCCCGUCCGCCGUGCGCUCGGCCCGGGCCCACCCCCAAACCCGACCCGAGAGCCUCUCCGGGUCCCGCACACUAAACUCACCCCCACGACCCCCCCCCGCACCCCGGCCGCGCCCAGUGCCCGGGGGGGCCCGCGGGCGUAA